GGUCCUGUAGACACACGUGUGCGUGCGUGCUCAGCUGGAAUAAUGGCAGACCUGCAGAUGAAGCUUCUUCGGAAGAAAAUUCAGAAAAGAAACGAUAAAAAUAAAGAGCGCAAAUUACUUAUAAAACAAAAACAAAAUGAAGAGAAUGAAGAUGCAAACGUACUGCCAGAGGACUGCUGCGGAGAGACGGGUCACGACGCGACGUCGUCUUUGAAGCCGGUUAAAGCCAAACCCACGAAGAAGCAGACGAAACAGAAAAACGUGACAGAGACGGAGAACACCGCAGAUGACAAGCCUACGAAAAAGAAAAGGAAGCUUGCCAAUGCUGCUGAAUGUCCAGGAGUGAAAAAGGUGAAGAAGAAUGAGGUUGAUGUGGAGGAGGAGGAGGAGGAGGAGGGGAUGAAGAUGACAGAGGACAUCAAACAGACCACAGACAAACCAGCUAGUGCAGAGGAUGGAGAGGAGGAGGAUGGGGAUGAUGAUGACGAUGAUGAUGACGAUGAUGAUGACAUUGAGAUGGAUGAGGAAGAAGGUGAUGGGGAGAAAGAGGGGGGUGAAGAUGAGGAGGACGAGGAGGAAGAUGGCCCGGAACUUCCCACUGGACUGACAGGAGCCUUCGAGGACACGUCGUUCGCCUCUCUUGAGACGCUGGUGAGCGACAGCACACUGAAGGCUGUCAAGGAGAUGGGCUUUGAGCACAUGACUGAGAUCCAACACAAAAGUAUUCGUCCUCUUUUAGAAGGAAGGGAUGUUCUGGCAGCUGCUAAGACAGGCAGCGGUAAAACUCUGGCCUUCCUCAUCCCCUCCAUCGAACUCAUCAACAAACUCAAGUUCAUGCCCAGAAAUGGCACCGGCGUGGUCAUCCUGUCUCCCACCCGUGAGCUGGCCAUGCAGACGUACGGCGUGAUGAAGGAGCUGAUGGCGCACCACGUCCACACCUUCGGCCUCAUCAUGGGCGGCAGCAACCGCUCUGCAGAGGCCCAGCGGCUGGCCAACGGCGUCAACAUCGUAGUGGCCACGCCCGGCCGCCUGCUGGACCACCUGCAGAACACCCCUGGCUUCAUGUUCAAGAACCUGCAGUGUCUGAUCAUCGACGAGGCAGACCGGAUCCUGGAGGUGGGCUUUGAGGAGGAACUGAAGCAGAUCAUCAAGCUGCUGCCCAAGCGGAGACAGACCAUGCUGUUCUCGGCCACCCAGACACGCAAGGUGGAGGACCUGGCCCGAAUCUCCCUGAAGAAGGAGCCUCUGUACGUGGGCGUGGACGACAACAAGGACAACGCCACGGUGGACGGUCUGGAGCAGGGCUACGUGGUGUGUCCCUCUGAGAAGCGCUUCCUGCUGCUCUUCACGUUCCUGAAGAAGAACCGGAAGAAGAAGCUCAUGGUGUUCUUCUCCUCCUGCAUGUCUGUCAAGUUCCACUAUGAGCUGCUCAACUACAUCGACCUGCCCGUCAUGGCCAUCCACGGCAAGCAGAAACAGACCAAGAGAACCACCACCUUCUUCCAGUUCUGCAACGCCGACUCUGGGAUCCUGCUGUGCACUGACGUGGCAGCCAGGGGCCUGGACAUCCCAGAGGUGGACUGGAUCGUCCAGUACGACCCCCCAGAUGACCCCAAGGAGUACAUCCACAGGGUGGGCAGGACGGCUCGAGGGAUUGACGGCCGAGGCCACGCCCUCCUCAUCCUCAGACCCCAGGAGCUGGGCUUCCUACGCUAUCUCAAACAGGCCAAGGUCCCUCUGAGCGAGUUUGAGUUCUCCUGGACCAAGAUCUCUGAUAUCCAGUCUCAGAUGGAGAAGCUGAUAGAGAAGAACUACUACCUUCACAAGUCAGCCCAGGAGGCCUACAAGUCGUACGUGAGGGCGUAUGACUCUCACUCGCUCAAGCAGAUCUACAGUGUCAACACCCUCAACCUCCCCAUGGUGGCCGUGUCGUUCGGAUUCAAAGUGCCGCCCUACGUCGACCUCAACGUCCACUGCAGCACCAGAGGAGUGAAGAUGCAGAAGAGAGGAGGUGGCGGAGGCUUUGGGUACCAGAAGGGGUCCAAGAACGUCCACAAAUCCAAGAUCUUCAAGCACGUCAACAAGGGCAAGAGGGACGGGAGGCAGUUCUCCCGCUGAGCCCUGAAGGAAGAGCCCAGGACACCACCUCCUCCUGGGCUGGCGUCUCCGAGGAGGAGAGGGUGGCCUGCUAGCCUCGGUAGAGCCUCCUCCUGGGCUGGCGUCUCCGAGGAGGAGAGGGUAGCCUGCUAGCCUCGGUAGAGCCUCCUCCUGGGCUGGCGUCUCCGAGGAGGAGAGGGUAGCCUGCUAGCCUCGGUAGAGCUUCUGGAUGUUUCUCUCCCACUGUGUUUAGACCACUUCUCAAUGUAAGAGACUUCAUUUGUCUCCUGUGACUUGAUGAAACAGGUCUCUUGUGAAGGCUGUUCCUGACCCUAGUCCUUGCAUUCCGGUGUUCUUGACAGCAGAUGUGUAUUUUAUGGAUGAAAACUUUGAUAUAUGGAAGUUAUGUUGAUUUCUCUGCUUAUACUCUUCUGUUUAAUAAAACUAUUAAACACCA
Hypomesus transpacificus is the source of this 2554-nucleotide messenger RNA. RefSeq names its product DEAD (Asp-Glu-Ala-Asp) box polypeptide 18 (gene ddx18). The transcript has 14 exons. The record is from RefSeq and is a predicted model, not a curated record. Gene Ontology annotation, biological process: maturation of LSU-rRNA from tricistronic rRNA transcript (SSU-rRNA, 5.8S rRNA, LSU-rRNA). Lineage: Eukaryota; Metazoa; Chordata; Actinopteri; Osmeriformes; Osmeridae. Gene Ontology annotation, cellular component: nucleolus. Bases 43 to 2118 code for a protein of 691 amino acids. Gene Ontology annotation, molecular function: ATP binding; nucleic acid binding; RNA helicase activity.